CGCUGCUGCUGCUGCUACAGCUGAGGCCGAGGAGACGCAGCAGCACCGCGCGCCCGGACCCUCGCCGCCCCGACCCCGACCGCCGUGGUGGUUCUGGGCAGGAUGCGCCACCCGCUCCGUGUCGUCCUGACGGUCGCGCUGCUCGCCUCCCGCUGCGGACAGGUGGCUCCGUUCCCUCAGCAGCAGCAGCAGGGGCUCCCCCAGCAGCAGGGCCUCGGCCAGCAGGGCCUCGGCCAGCAGGGCCUCGGCCAGCAGGACAGCCAGGGCCUGGCGCCCCUCGAGUACGCUCCGCUUUGGGGAUGGUACGCGCCGACGGCCUCGGCGGGGUCAGCCGACACGGCGGCGGCGUCGCAGCCUGACCUGCAGUACACCGGUCGGCCGUCCCAGCAAACCUCGGAGGGCUCCUCGCAGUACCCCGGCCAGCAAUACACCCGAGUGAGCCCAGCAACGCAGCGGGCCUCGGACUCUCAGUACGCCGGGCAGCAGUACCCUGGCGUAAACCGGCCCGCCCAACAGACCUCUAACGGCGCCCCGCAAUACACUGGGCAGCAGUACCCGGGGGGCGGUCUCCAAUCGCAACGGGCACCGGCCAGCGGUUCACAGUACCCCGGCCAGCAAUACACCGGGGGGAAUGAGCAAGUCCAGCAGGUGUCAGGCGGCUCCUCGCAAUACCCCGACCAGCAAUACACCUCGGGUAGUCGGCCGAUGGUGCAGCAGGCAUCAGAUGGUGCUUCGCAAUACCCUGUCCAACAAUACGCCGCAGGGGGUCGGCCGGUCGAACAGGCUUCAGAUGGUGCUUUUCAAUACCCUAGCCAGCAAUACCCGCGGCAACCCUCGGGCGCCCUCGCCACCCGUCCGCUCAGCCUCCUGGGCCCCGGGGCCGUCACUCCCGAAAGCCCCUGGACGUUGCGCACCCCGUAUCUGAACGUCCCAGCUGGAGCUUCGUCCUGGCCGGCGGAGGGACAGGUGGCUCCCGCCGUGACAGCAGCCGGACAGCGGGCCGGACAGCAGGCCGCCGUUGCUCAGGCCGGACAACAGCAAGCCGUGCCUCAGGCCGGACAGCUGCUGCCGCCCGCGGCGGACGCCGGCGGGGUGGGCGCGGCGCUCGUGAACCUGCUCCGCUCCAAGGCCGCGCUGGUCGGCACGGCGGUCCGCGGCGGGGUGCGCGCCGUCUUCUGGCUCCCCGGCGUCCUCCUCGACGCCCUCCGCGGCGUCUCCACCGCGCCCGCCUCGGCCCCCGCUUCAAGUGUUCGUUAGGUCCGCCCUCCCUCCUCCCUGGCGGGGCGGGGUGCGCGGCGCCAUACAUCAGCCCGGCGAAUGGCUCUCCCCGCGCUGCUAUCUGUUCGCGGGAAGGGGAGGCCCUGGCCGCUCCAGAGAUGCCGAGCACGUCGCCUUGAAUGCUAAAUAAUCGAAUUCGCGGCCGUUUACCUGGGAUUAGAGAAGGCGGGGCGGCAGCGCCGGCUGUGAGCUGCUGGAGCCUAAGCGCCGGCGGAGGCUCUCCAGCUGCUCUCUCCUGGAGCCGAGACCGGAGCCGAUCUAGAUAAGGAAAUGGAUAGAGUGCUGGAGAAGCAGCAGCAGCACCGCCUCUUCUCUCCCCACCCUCCCCCUCCUUCUUCUCGUCGUCCUGGAAAUGAGGAAAGUUUAUUGGAGCUGAGGUGGGGUGAUCUUUCACACGGACCUGCGCCGGCCGUUAGCGGGGCCGCCGUGUCGCUGGCGGUGAUGCACGACCGGCACGUACUACAUGAAGGCGCACGCCGCACCGGGCGAUACACGGCCCCGGAGCUGCAAUAUGCCCCGGCAGCUGCUGCUGCUCGCCCCGCGAGCCAUAUCACCGCGCCCCUCACCUUGCACCACCACCACCACACCUACCAGCACACCUCCCUGCUUGAUAACUCUCGGCCUCUCCUCUCUUCCUCUCGUGGGGGAAAUAAAUAUACUAUGGCGAUAACAAUUUC
This is a messenger RNA of Frankliniella occidentalis (western flower thrips), 1955 nucleotides long. Its product is annotated as calcium-binding protein P-like. The record is from RefSeq and is a predicted model, not a curated record. Lineage: Eukaryota; Metazoa; Arthropoda; Insecta; Thysanoptera; Thripidae.